AUGGAUUCGCAGAACCCACCCACUUCGUCCCACGGCCAGCAAGGGCAACGCGCACAGCCGGUGUAUGAUACCAAUCAUGGCGGUCACUAUGGUGCCAGCGCCGCGCUUGCGGCUCACGGCUAUGCGCCCGUUGCAGAAUUCUAUACUGGCGCGUGGGCAAAUGUUAACCAAGGACUCCACGGCACCUACAAAGAUAUCCUCACCACCUACUGGCAGCACAUAAUCAACCACCUCGAAACCGAGACACAUGAUUACAAGCUGCAUCAACUGCCGCUGGCGCGAAUCAAGAAAGUCAUGAAGGCCGAUCCGGACGUGAAGAUGAUUUCCGCAGAAGCGCCUAUCUUAUUUGCAAAAGGCUGUGAUAUCUUCAUUACGGAACUCACCAUGCGCGCCUGGAUACAUGCGGAGGAGAAUAAGCGCCGGACGCUUCAGAGAUCAGAUAUCGCAUCUGCGCUGGCCAAAUCAGACAUGUUUGAUUUCCUAAUCGACAUUGUUCCCCGCGAGGAGGCUGCGUCACACGCAAAGAGAGCAACGGGACAAGGCGCUGCCCCACCCCAGGGUGUCCCUGGCCCUGCUCCUGGCGCUGCCCAGCUUCCUCCUCAGCAUGCGAAUAUCCCGCAACAACCGGGCCACCCAGCUCAGCAGCACAUGCCCCCACAGCCAAACUAUGGUCUGAACCCGGCGCAUGGCCUUGCUCCUGAACAGGAAUACCCUCAGCAGCCAAACAUGUAUGGGGCCCAAGUCCAACCCGGUCCCGCUGCUCCAUAUGGCGCUCCGGGCCAGCAGAUGUACAACGAGAUGGAGGGGAUCUAUGGAUAUCCUCCAAUGCAAGCGCAACAGCAAAUGUACCACGUGCAGCAACAGCGCCCACAAGAUCCCUCGGUCGGCCAUGACGCAGGACAUAGCUAUCCGCGCAACGACGGAGGGGAGGGCGAUGUUGAUGCUGAGGGCGAGCGGGACUAUGAGGUCGGCUAA
Molecule: messenger RNA, 975 nt
Organism: Venustampulla echinocandica
Lineage: Eukaryota; Fungi; Ascomycota; Leotiomycetes; Helotiales; Pleuroascaceae
Product: Nuclear transcription factor Y subunit C-4
Exons: 5
Coding region: 1-975 (324 amino acids)
Biological process (GO): regulation of DNA-templated transcription
Cellular component (GO): nucleus; CCAAT-binding factor complex
Molecular function (GO): DNA binding; DNA-binding transcription activator activity, RNA polymerase II-specific; protein heterodimerization activity
Source: RefSeq, a predicted model, not a curated record